This is a messenger RNA of Racocetra persica, 271 nucleotides long. Lineage: Eukaryota; Fungi; Glomeromycota; Glomeromycetes; Diversisporales; Gigasporaceae. The record is from the annotation of a GenBank genome assembly.
UGCGGUCAGUAUCGAUCUUAACAGAAGACAGGGUAACUUCAUUCAAGGAGCAGCUUGUACUGAUGACACUCAAUGUCUAUCUAAAAUUUGCCGUCGUGUAGAUCAAGAUGGAAAAAAAUGUCAACAAACUGAUACACGGCCAAAAGGAGAUACUUGUCUUGUCAACACUGCAUGUGUUACCAACUUAUGUUCUUUUACCAGUAAAGACACUCAAAGAAUUGGACCACAAAGAUGUUGUGUCGUCGAAUCCACAUUGGAUUGUGAGCCGUAG